CGUGGAAAAUGCAUUCCUCGUCUGCGGCGUCGAGUGCGCUAGUGGAAUAUUCCGACGUUAGCUCGGAGGAUUUUUCGGAUCCUGAAACUGGAGAAAUCGACUCGGAUGCUGCAUUAGCUGGCCGAGGAGCAGCUAUAUUAAACGCUUCCAAUCGAAAACCGGAAAAUCAGAUAAGAAAACAAAAUUGUGAUGCUGUUUUACGCAUUACCAAGAACAAUGACUUCAGAAAAAAACGCAAUGAUGAGAGUGAGGAUAUGGGCUCGAUUCUUGCAGUCGGUUCAAGAUCACGGCAAGUUUCAGUUGUUGCCAGCAGUGGCAGUAGGGUAAGCAUCGGCUCUGUCCCCGAGAAACAGAAUCAUCAUCACCGCAGCGAAGUCAGUCUGACGCCAGCCAAGAGCUCAAAAGAGGAACAAUGGGAUCAGGAGCUCUACAUGUCUAGUGAUACGAUAGACACGGAUGAACUGGAGGCUGAAAUGAAACGGCAGAAGCGUAAAAAACUGAAGAAGGAUAAGCAUAAGCACAAAUCAAAAAAGAAGUCCAAGAAGCGAAAAAAGAAGCGAGCGAAGUCAUACUCAAGCAUAGAUUCCCUAUCGGACAGCAAUCUCAAUACGUUGCUGGACAGGCAUAACCGCUACACGCCACCAACGGCCCCGAAUCGAGCCAAAAGUGCUGAGCGUACAGUUAGCGCCUCUGUGCCUUCGUACACGCCUCACAAAGACAGUCAAAGCAGUCCCAUAUCAGUGGGCACUCCGCCUGCCCGACGUCCCAAUAGCAGUAAUAACGCCUAUUAUGGCGAAGUAACCGCUGCUCCAAGCACUCCCUUAGGUAGCAGCCUGCAGGUGACGGUAACGAACAAAACCACAAACAGUCGACAUCGAUCCCCACAGUUACGUUCCGGAGGUGGAGUUGGUGGCAGCAGUAGCAGCCAGCGUUAUGCCACUUCUCCGCGCACUCCACCACAGUUGCUGAGUCACUCACAUCCAGUCACUGUUGGUGGCGCUGGGGUUGGUGGCGGAAGCAGCUCACGUGACUCGCGCAGCUCUCGUUAUGUACAGAGUCCUUUAAAAGAUGAUCAUAGAUCGAGCAAUGCGUAUACCUCUCGUUAUUCAGGUGGAUCAGUUGGUGGACAGGGCAGCAGUCUUGAUGCGAGAAAGUUGAAACGCAUCUCACCAGAGCUGGAUCGCUAUCACCAUCAACCGAGCACGCCACCGCACAAGCGACGAAAGUAUAGCGAUGGACGAGAUGCAUCUAUGUCUUCGUCUAUGGUCCCAUAUGAGCACGGCAGGCACCAUGCUGUUAAAUAUGAACGAUACAGCAGAGAUCGAUAUUCACGGAGGGUGUCCAGGAGUCCUAGUGUUCAUCGCUUGUCACGUAGUCGACUCUCACCUGGCGGAGGAGGCAUCGGAUCAGGUAACAGUAGCAUGUAUCGUCAACGAAGCAGUAGUCGACAUAAUCACAGCAAAUAUGGCGCACCUCAUUCGCCUUCGCCACCAAUGCCAACGAGGACGUCUUCCAAGCGAGGCUCAGGCAGUGGCAUGGGCAUCUCCAGUGAUCGGUAUUCCUCGCGUUCUCCACGACAAAGCUCCCGUUAUUACGAGUCAUCGCCACCGUCACCAGCGGGCGCCUCGGCCUCGACUUCACAUCACCAUCGACGAUCGCCUCGGGGUCAUCAGCAUCAUCGCAACAGUAGUCGCAAACGCUCGCCUAGCUCGGGCAGCAGUCGUAGCUCAGGCUCUUGCUCUCGUUCGCCAGCUUCGCGUGAUCUUAAGUACAAGCGCGAGAAAUAUAUCAAAAAGAUAAGCGAGACUAGCUUGUUUGCUGAGCUGGUUAAGGAUCGGCAUAAGCGGGAAAAGGCUCUUAAAGAGAUCAUCGAACGAAACGAAGAGAAUAGCAACAGCAACGGUGCUUUGACUAUCAACGAAAACAGUUCCUCGGUAGAUGGCAAUACGCCCAACGUUGCGGAGAACCGAUCAGCAUCGUACAUGGCAGCUCAAGCCUCCGCUGGUGCAACGCCAAACGGGAUUGCUGGCAGCGGUGGUGGUGGUGGUGCUAAGCCUGAUUUGGACCUGAACAACAUUCCAAUGCCAAACAAAGAUACGGAGGCAUUAAAGCUGAAUUCGACUGUUGGUACCGGAGAUGUAACAGAUGCCUCUACAGCAAUAGCCUCGCUGACCUUCAAAAUGAAUGCCAAUCAAAAACCGAAGAGUCUUACGGCCUUACCCAUGCCACCUGGCAUGACUGUAGCCGAUUUAGAGAACGCGCCAACGCCAUCUCCACCAGAUGUAGCAAGCAAGCAAGCGACGCCGAAAUCAACAAAGAAGUUUUCCCCAGACGACAAAAAUCUAAACACCAACCUUAAUGCUAAUGUCAAUAAAAGCCUUUUGAACCUGCCAAUGCCGCCAGUCAUACCGGGCAGCGAGGAGUUAAGUGGCGACGAUGAUGUCAUCGACAGUCCUGAAGACUUUGAUACACCCAGUGGCAACAGCAACAACUUAAAUGCGAGUGCGAAUGCAAAUACAUCACAUGCUGCCACCCGGCGACGACCAGUGAUACUUAAUCGGCGCGACUCGCGAAACAAUGUCAGGGAUUGGGGCGAACGAUGUGUGGAUGUGUUCGAAGUGAUUGCACAGAUUGGCGAGGGUACAUAUGGACAGGUGUACAAAGCACGCGAUCAUCAUACCAAUGAUAUGGUAGCAUUGAAAAAGGUGCGAUUGGAACACGAAAAAGAAGGUUUUCCCAUAACGGCUGUGCGCGAAAUCAAAAUAUUAAGACAACUCAAUCAUCGCAAUAUUGUGAACCUCCAUGAAAUAGUAACGGACAAACAGGACGCAGUUGAGUUUCGCAAGGACAAGGGUUCAUUCUAUCUGGUAUUUGAGUAUAUGGAUCAUGAUCUCAUGGGCCUUCUAGAAUCGGGCAUGGUUGACUUUAAUGAGGAGAACAAUGCAAGCAUUAUGAAACAGCUAUUGGAUGGCCUCAAUUACUGUCACAAGAAGAAUUUUCUGCAUCGAGACAUCAAGUGUUCCAAUAUUUUAAUGAACAAUAAGGGUAAGGUCAAGCUUGCAGACUUUGGAUUGGCCCGUUUGUACAAUGCCGAGGACCGUGAACGUCCGUAUACGAACAAAGUAAUAACACUCUGGUAUCGUCCGCCGGAGCUGCUGCUUGGCGAGGAACGUUAUGGACCGUCAAUAGACGUGUGGUCAUGUGGCUGCAUAUUGGGCGAACUGUUCCUGAAGCGCCCGCUAUUUCAGGCAAAUGCAGAAAUGGCUCAACUAGAGACAAUAUCCAAAAUAUGUGGUUCACCGAUUCCCGCUGUUUGGCCGAAUGUAAUUAAGCUGCCACUCUUUCACACGCUUAAACAAAAGAAGACACACCGUCGACGCUUGCGUGAAGAUUUCGAGUUUAUGCCAACAUCUGCGCUUGAUCUGCUUGAUAAAAUGCUUGACCUAGAUCCGGACAAGCGCAUUACUGCGGAAGAUGCACUCCGAUCACCUUGGUUGAAAAACAUCAAUCCUGAUGAAAUGCCAACACCACAAUUGCCUACAUGGCAGGAUUGUCAUGAGCUUUGGAGCAAGAAGCGGCGUCGUCAGCUACGCGAACAGCAAGAGUCGCUGCCACCAGGUGUCAUUUGCUCAGCUAAGUAUCAGCAGCACGGCGCUGCGAUGGUAGGGGAUGCCUAGCAUUUACUCUAUGCUUCAUACUACAAUGAAGAAGAGGAAGACUAUAAACAGCGAGAGGAAGUGGAGUGUGCCUGGUGGCAAAGUUAAUACCAUCUAAAAUUAUAAUCAAUUAUAAAUAGUUGGCAGGGAGACUCGCAGGCAGUUCGGGUUGACAUGCUCUACCAAAGCACUCUAUUCUUUAAGUCGUCUCUUAAACAAAAUAACUAAUUUAAGAAUAUAUUUAAAUAGUGAUGAAUUGCUAAAAAAAGAAAUCAACAGAAAACAAAA
Messenger RNA from Drosophila navojoa, 3944 nucleotides. It is a transcript of the gene Cdk12, whose product is annotated as Cyclin-dependent kinase 12. Gene Ontology annotation, molecular function: cyclin binding; RNA polymerase II CTD heptapeptide repeat kinase activity; ATP binding. NCBI's taxonomy places the organism in Eukaryota, Metazoa, Arthropoda, Insecta, Diptera, Drosophilidae. Gene Ontology annotation, biological process: protein phosphorylation; positive regulation of transcription elongation by RNA polymerase II. The record is from RefSeq and is a predicted model, not a curated record. Gene Ontology annotation, cellular component: nucleus; cyclin/CDK positive transcription elongation factor complex.